Messenger RNA from Trametes versicolor FP-101664 SS1, 2883 nucleotides. RefSeq lists its product as uncharacterized. Bases 1 to 2883 code for a protein of 960 amino acids. Lineage: Eukaryota; Fungi; Basidiomycota; Agaricomycetes; Polyporales; Polyporaceae. Gene Ontology annotation, cellular component: nucleus; cytoplasm. The transcript has 6 exons. The record is from RefSeq and is a predicted model, not a curated record. Gene Ontology annotation, molecular function: ubiquitin binding.
AUGUACAAGUCCUCCAAUUUCCGCAAGGCCCAGCCUCAGCAAGACUCUACCUCCACCAGACAUGGCCCCCAGGUCAAGCAGCUCAAGGAGGCGUUCCCCGCAUGGACAGAGCUAGACCUCGAGUCCCUUCUCGUCGAAGUGAACGGUGAUAUUGAGCUUGCCUCCAUGCGGAUCAUCGAGGGCCACGCGGAGCAAUGGGGUAACGUCACUCGCAAGAAGGACAAGAAAUCGUCAGCUCCUACCUCCUCGUACAACAAGGACUCAGCUGCUGGCGGGGGGCGCGGUGACUUCCGCGGUGGUCGAGGUGGACGCGGUGCGAGGGGUGGUGCUGUCCGUGGCGGCGCACGCGGUGGUGUCUCGGCUCGUGGUGGUCAUCACGACGUAAACGGCCACAGAGCGAAGCCCUCCCAGUCUGCGGAAGCUGUCAAGGACGCGACCGCUGUCGAUGCUCCCGUCACGAACGGUGAGGCGGCUGAUGUUGACGGCGACGCGACCUCUGCGUGGAACUCGAGCACUCCUACCACUUGGGGAGGAGACACGACGGCUGUCAAUGGCGCGACUUCCCACCCUACCCCUGCCCCCGCUCCCGUGGCUUCUGCACACACUCCUGCGCAAGUUCCUGCGCCAGGGCCAUCGGCGAACAAAGCAGGCGUUACGCCUGCCACCUCCAAGCUUUCAUGGGCGCAGAUUGCACGCAAACCUCAGGAGAAACCCGCUCCCCCUCCUGCUCCCGUUGCUGCACCGCCACCCACCGCCCCUUCGGCCCCCUCCCCGCCUGCGCCCCAGGCGCAACAUCAUGAGCCUGCACCUCCUGUGGAGACACCAGAGGCACCCACCACCUCGACCGGCUGGGAGGAACCAACCACCGUCCAAGAGCCGAUAUGGGAUGACGAGCCUCGUGCGGCCCAAGCAGUAGAGCCGGCUCCUGUCCUGGAAGAGGCAAAGCCUGCUCAACCUGAGCCGACGGUCGUCGAGGAGCCCGCUCCUGUGGCUUCACCCGCUGUGCCGCAGCAACUAUCUCCUGAGAUUCCUGCGGCGCUUCCGCCCAAGCCUCAAACGCCGUCGAUCCAGGCUCGCGCGACGCCCGUUUCGCACCGUGCGCCCAAGUUCAAGACGACGGAUCAACCGGUCGUCAUGCCUGCGAGCUUCGGUUCCGGCCUCGAGAGGAUCGGCAUGCAGUUCGGAAGCUUGAGCCUCGGCGGCGAGGACAUCGACUCCCACGAACCCACACCCGUUGAGCAGAAGCCUGCUCCGCCGGCUGCUCCGGAGCACGUAGCCGCGCCCGCGCCUCCGCCUCAGGAGCCUGCUGCCCCCAUCGCCUCCCCCCCUGCUCAAACACCUCUUACAUCUGGCUCUCUGUUUCAGAAUUCUCUCCCCCAACAGCAGCAGCAACAACCCCAGCAGCUUCAGCAGCCGGCUCAACCUCCUCACCUCGCUGCUCUCCCCCAGCAAUCAACACUCACCUCGUCCCUCACCCAACCCUCCCUCCCUUCCUCUACCUCAACGUCCGCAAUCUCCCCAUACUCCCAGCAGUCUCAGGCUAUCUCGCAGCAGUCGCUCGCCAGCCACCAGAGUCAGCAACCGCCAGCACAGUCGCACCACGCCUAUGCCCAGCACGGCCUCGGUGCUCACCUCGAGCAGCAACAACAACAGCAGCAGCACGUGGCACCCCAGCCCCAGCAGCCCCAGGCCACGCAGGCGCAGAACCUUGGGGGCGGCCCGUCAUCGUACUUCCGCCAGCCCGAGGCACCGUACUUCCACGCGCCGACGCCGCCUGCCGGUCAGAGUCAGGACAGCCCUUACGGCUCGUUUGGACAGCUGAACCAGCAGGUGCAGCACCAGGCUCAGGGCUCACACCUCGGCAACUUCGGUGGUGCGGACUACGGCUACGGCGAUAGCCAGAGGAACUUCUACGACUCCUACUCGGGUCCCACCGGCUUCGCCAACCGCAGCGUUCUCGGCCAUGAUGACCUGAAGGGCCUGCCCGGCUCCCAACAGCCUCACGCCGCCCCCGGCCUUCCCCCCGCAGGCGCUCAGUCUUCGCAGCAGCACCCUCCCUCCUCCCAGGCCGGCAGCCAGGGACAGCCCACCGCGGGCCAGGGCCCCCAGCAAGGCUACCCUCCCCCGCUCCCCUACUACUACCCCUACCCCCAGAACCAGUACUACGGCUCGCCAUACAGCUCCGGCUACACAGUGCCCCAGCCGUUCGUCAAGUACCCCACCGUGUUCCAGGGACCUCCCGGCCCGCAGUCUGCCCCUUCCCCGGCGGCGAAGCAAGGCCCCAGUGCCGUGCAGCCGCAGUCGCCCUACGGACAAGGGUUGUAUGGCCAGCAGCAGCAGCACCAGCCCAACACGUAUGACGAUCUCGGGUACCAGCACCACGCGCAGCACUCGGUCGGGCAGAACGUGAACGUCGGAAGCGGGCUGCCGUCGUCCGAGUACGGCAAGCACCAGUCGCUCUACGGUUCCGGCUCGCAGGGCAUCCAGGGCUUCAUGGGGCUUGGACAGUCGACCGGCCCAUCGACUGGCCCUCCGCUCGGGCAGCGCGCGACUGGUGGAUCGCCCGAGGCUGCGUACAAGCCGUAUGGCGGGAACGUCGGCGGCGUCAAGGACGUCGGUGCGGGUGUCGGUGUCGGUGUUGGCCAGGCGGGCGUCGGCGUCGGCCAGGGCCCGCAGGGCCGCGGCGGCGUGCAGCAGCCGGGCCAAGGCAGCUUCUACGCGCAACGCUUUGCGGCUAGCCAGGCAGGUGGACCGCAAGGCGCGCAGGGCCAGCAGCCGCAGGGCCAAGGCCCGCAAGGACACCUAGGCUACCCCCAGGGUGGCUCGGACGGGAGCACGUUCUACUCGUACCAGCCCCGCCAGCAGCAGGGGUACUGGCAGUGA